Molecule: messenger RNA, 4226 nt
Organism: Eriocheir sinensis (Chinese mitten crab)
Lineage: Eukaryota; Metazoa; Arthropoda; Malacostraca; Decapoda; Varunidae
Product: TAF6-like RNA polymerase II p300/CBP-associated factor-associated factor 65 kDa subunit 6L
Exons: 10
Coding region: 778-2529 (583 amino acids)
Biological process (GO): RNA polymerase II preinitiation complex assembly; transcription initiation at RNA polymerase II promoter
Cellular component (GO): SLIK (SAGA-like) complex; transcription factor TFIID complex; SAGA complex
Molecular function (GO): transcription coactivator activity; protein heterodimerization activity; RNA polymerase II general transcription initiation factor activity
Source: RefSeq, a predicted model, not a curated record
CUCCAAUGUCCACAGCCAAACGCCUCAUCUCCCGCACCUGCCACGCCUCCUGGGACGACAUGCUCCCCCACACCCUCUGCAUCACCUCCAUGGGCCCGUACCGCACCAGCUCCACCCCACAGCCGUGGGUGAGGAAAACGUCCCGCGUCCUAGACGUGGUUCUGACGCGCCUCCGCCUGGGCCACACGACACUCGGCGCUCACCUCCACCGCCUGGCCUACCCCCGACCCUCACUGCCCCAGGGUGCAGGACCGUCGAGGAGACUAUUGAGCACCUCCUGCUGCACUGCCCCCUUUUCCACUCCCAGCGAGUGUUUCUACGACACCAACUCCACUCCCUGGACGUGCCCACCUUCGGCCUGACCACACUGCUGGCGGCGGCAGACGUCCACCCCUCACGGCAGGAAUCUGUCAUCCGCCUUACCUGUGCCUUCCUCAGGAAGACGGGGCGGCUGACGCGCCUGUGAGGCCCUCACAGGACGACACCUGAAAAGAAGAAAAGUGGAGCAUAUAACUCAUGAGUUGGAAAAGAAGGGAGGAACGUAGAGGCACACCCACUCAAAAGUAGACUGGGAAUAGAUAAAUCACUAAGGCAAAACCGUCUGUCUGUCAGAUAGGGGGCAGGGCUACACCGUGUGCUAAGGACAUGGGAGACAGGAAUGACAGCCGGGCAACCGCAGUUGCUCCUAGUUCCAACGGUUGGAAAAAAAUACCCAGUGUGACACCGCCUUCAGACCAUGUUGUACACUCGCAGAGGUAGCACCCGCAUGCUCCGCUUAUGCUUGGAGAUGAGAAACGCUGUGCCCAGGUGGCUGUGGAAAGCAUCAUCACAUGGGGGGAAGCAGUUGGAGUAGCAGACCUCCCUCAAGACCUAGCUCGGUCCAUCGCAGCAGAUGUCACUUACAGGCUUCGACAGACCCUCAGUGUGUGUGGACAGUUCCUAAGACACAGCAAGAGGCGCAGACUUACUCCAGAUGAUGUUAAUCAAGCUCUCAUGUGGAUGGACAUCCCUUCUGUCAAUGGGUACACAAGCAGUGAGCCAACGGAGUGGCAAGCAGUGCCAGAGGUUGGGGUGCACAUCCCUCAUGAUCCCACAGUCAACUUGGCAAGCACGGGCCUCAGUGGAGAUAUAUUUCACCAGCCCGGCAGCCCAUGUGUUAGAGGAGAAUGGGCCUAUAUCAGUGGACACACCAUAGUUAAGGGAGAAGGUAGUGGAGACUCCAUUCCUGCCCCACUAUCCCUCUCUUCAGACCACCAACAGUAUUAUCAGACACUGUUCACUGUUAUUGCUGGACCAUCAAAUGACCUCUUCAAAAUGAUGUGUGAGGAUGUGGCCUCUAACCCUGGUGUGAAUGGCAUGGUGGGCUACAUAGUGGGAGGAGUGAUGCGCGGGGCUCACAAAGCAAGACAGAAGCCUUGCAUCCUUCGUCGACUGCUCCUAAUAGUGCAGGCACUCCUACUUAACUCCAACAUUCAUCUGGGGCCACAGAAUUAUAUGCGUGACAUAAUCAACGUGCUUGUAUACUGCAUCAUCAUUGAGCGGAAGUCGCCACAAGACACCCAGAUGAUUCGGAGCUUGGCCUGCAAUGUACUCCUUCAGGUAGUGUCACGGGAACCUGGCUGUCGUGUGACAUGGGAAGGGGUGGUGAGCAGUCUGGGUGGAGUGGUGGCCAGUAGCAGCAGACCCUGGGGACAACAUGUGGGAGCAUUGAUUGGCCUUCUCACCUUGGGCUGCCCUGCACUUCUCCACAGCCUCACUCCCAUAGCUCGAUCAUACCACAACCGCCUGGCCCAUGCUAUUGCUCAGGCAUCCAGCCCCAGCACCCGAGAUGCCCUAGACGCACACACUGCCAAAUGCUUUCUUCUGGCUGGACUUGUUAAUGUCAUGAAAAGCUAUGUAAAAAGUCUCCCAGACAACAUGGUCAUGUUUGCAUCAUCCAAAGAAUCUGCACCAUCUCCAGCUCAGUCAUCCAGUGGUAUGGGUGAUGAACAGGUACCCUUUGAACAAGUGCAAGAAAUCUACAACCUAGGGGAGGAGGCAUAUGGGUCAGCCUUUAUUACUCAGGUGCCAACAGUGUACCUUUGUUGCACCCCUAAUCAUGUUCCAAGCUUUUUGCAGUCAUCUGUGUAUAGGGACCAAGCCAUCUCUGGGGAUGCUCUUCUCAAUCCCCCACCAGCCAGGCGACCCAAGCACAAAGCUUCAACUCCACACCACCACCACCAGUCCCCUAGCAGAGCUAAGGGAAGGAGGAGCCACCAGCCUAUUGCACCAUCACAGGUCUUUGAGGGGUACAGGAGCCUACCAGAAAAAUCUUGUAUCCAAGUCAAUAUUGGAGGAUGUCCCACCAAGAACUUGAACAAGCUGAAGAGGAGAGAAUGUUCUCUACCAACAGUUGUGCCACACCCACACCGACCCCUCCUCUCCCGCUAUUGUGCACGCCUCACUGGCUGUAUGCCUCACAACACUUUCACAAAGCCCCUGCAUGCUCCACUAAGAUCUGGACCCUCCUUACAGUACCUCAUUUUGUAAGUUAAGCCAUUAUCAUCAUCAUCUCCCAUUGUUAAUUUUCUGCAGAAGAAAGGCCUUUCCAAAUACCCUCCUCCUCUCUUUCUGUUGUUAGCAUACCCUAUCUUCCAUAUUAUUAUUAUGAAUUUAAAUAUGCUAUCAGCUGAUCAACUAACAAUAAAUACAGUGCACAAUAAAUUACAUGGACAAAUUGGAAGUUAUAUUUAUAUUAUUAAUAGUGUACUCUCCCAAUUUGUAAAUGUGAAGCAAUUCACUGUACACAUUUGUGUUAGUUGUCAAGAUAAACUUUAACCCUUAAACGACGGCCAUCAUUUAUUUAAUCAAACAGCGUGGUCCACACAGAUGGCCAUCGUUUAUUUAAUUAAACACAGCGUGGUCCACACAGAUGGCCAUCGUUUAUUUAAUUAAACACAGCGUGGUCCACACAGAUGGCCAUCGUUUGUUUAAUCAGACUCUUUUGCUCAAAUUUGACGGAUUCUGUGACUUGCCGAGUUGUCUGCCAGCAUAUCUGAUCCUCGUGGAAUUGACGUAAGAUCAUUAGUCCUCAUUGAGCAGUCCUGGGACCCUAAGAUAAGAAAACCCAGUGACACAUCAGGAGGAAAGGAUGGGAUAGAGAGUGAAGAUUAUUCUGAGUACAGGUAACUCGCGAUUUAUGCGAGUAUUAUGUCCCUGAAGAGGUCGCGUAAAUCAAAAACAAUGUAAAUCAAACAAGAGGUAGGUUUCUAUCGAAAAAUAAAUAUUCACUUCAUUCGGUGGAGAGAGAGAGAGAGAGAAUAUCCAUAUCACUGAGAUAUCCACUCAGGCACUCAGUCUCAGCCUCACUCGUGUGAAGAAGAAAUGAGGGACACCAUGAGCCACUGGCUAGUAUUGGUACCGGUACCAAGCAGUCUAGUACCAGUACCGUACCGUAUAGCUGGUACCGGUACCUGCCCACCCCUAUAUAAUGUUGAGUAGCGUGGCAGCGUGGGUACUGUAUUGUUGUUCAGUGUCGCGUGGGAAGAAUUGAGCUCAGCUGUGUGGCCGCGGCGCUGUGUGGCCGCGGCGCCGUGUGAGUCCAGUUGCGUGAGACAUCUGGUGGCCACUCCAUAAAAUAUCGCGUUUAAGUGAAAAAACGUAAGUUAAACAUUUCUUUGGAUUUUGGACCCCGCAUUAUUUAAAAAACACGUAAACCAAACUCCGUAAAUCGAGUUACCUGUACAAGGAUAACAGUGAUGAAAACAUUGUGAGUAGUGAUGGCAGUAGUGAGUGACCUAGAGAGUGAUGAUGUUAUUUCACCAUCUGUACUGCACUUUAGCCCAGCAAGUGCUUCCAUGACAACAGAACAGGGUAAGAGGGCUACGCAUAAGGCAUUUGUUCCCCCGACUGAAACACCCAGCUCUGAGGUGGACUGAAAGUAAGAGAGUAAAGUAGAUGUCUAAAUUAUUUUGGUGUAAAGAAUAAUUCAUAUUAUUGACAUUGUUGUGAGAGGGAGGAAGUGUGAAGCGUGCCGCCACUGUGGCCAGCCUGUGUUGACACGUGCAUCCUGGGUGAAGGCCCGCCCCGAGCUGUCUGGAGCAGUGUUUCGUGCCAGCAGCUCACACCCUGGCUACAUUUCACAAGCUCAAGCGUGACUAUUACACAACGUAUCGCAAUUUGGAUUUCACCACUGUUUUCAGCGAGUUAAGACGCUUCAUAUAAUGUGAAUAAACAACACAAAAAUA